Molecule: messenger RNA, 1369 nt
Organism: Drosophila biarmipes
Lineage: Eukaryota; Metazoa; Arthropoda; Insecta; Diptera; Drosophilidae
Exons: 1
Coding region: 405-1067 (220 amino acids)
Source: RefSeq, a predicted model, not a curated record
AUCAUUUGGUUGAAUGUGAUAGUUGUGUUCGAAUGUUACUAAGGCAAGCUAGUUGAGAAAAGUUCCAAAUUUCCGUCGUUUGAAAUUCCAAAUUUGUUCGUCCUCCGCUUCGGGCAGACACAGCCCUCAUUUGGACACCACCCUCAUCAUUGUUACCCAAGUAUCCCUGACGAUCCUCAAGAGAACCCGUACCCGUUUUCAAAGAACUGAUGAUUUUUGAGAUUUGUCUGCAGUUGCAUUUGGUGGGACAGUUCAAUGUUCGCAUAUACUUUCUGAGAUUCAGUCUGAACGUGGUCAACCAGUGGGCACCAGUCGAAGCUUCCUUCAUUGAAUAUUAUCCGUAACACAUACUUCACCAUACUGAAGUCUGAACGGAGUAAGUGAUAAUAUAAGAAAGCAACGCAAUGUCUGGAUCCAUAAGAAGCCGCAGGCUUUUGGGAUACUAUGAGUACUUUUUGCCCGGAGUCUACGACUAUCCAGUGACCCGUAGUGCGGAGGACACAAUCAGCGCCUAUCAGCUUGACCCAGAACUGGCCAGCGGCUCAUCUCUUUGGUCCAUUCCCGACGCGAAUGCCACCUAUGUGGUUGGGCCUUUUGGCGUAAUCAACUACCUAUCGGAUGUGCAGACGCACUUGGCUUUGCCCACGUGCCAGAACUUGGAAACUGGUCUCCUCUUCACGACCAUCGGACAGGACUCUAAUUACGAUCAGGGGCUCUAUGACUUUGGCCUAGUGGAGGACGAUCUGACGGAUGAUGAGGGCUACGGGUAUGAGAUUCCCCAGCUUGAUCUUGGCCUGGAACGUCCCACUUCCGAAUCCGAUGCAGGGCAGCAGGAGCAAGUGGAGGAGUUCCACAUGGAAAAGUCUGGUUAUUCCCAGCGCUUAUCAACGACUUACUCCAGCGAGGAGUCAGGAUCAGGCGAGCCCGUACAAACCGAUGAAGAGGUGCCCAGGAAGCGGAGAAGAGUCUCUCGCAAGCGCAUCUAUACGGCCGAGCAGGGUUACCUGGUGGAGGAGCCAACCAGCGAACUAUCUGAGGAAGAUCCCGCACCCAUGCCCAGAACAUAGUAAUCGUUUCGAGUUCAGACUGUUGGAGUUUCCAUUUCCAACACGACUUCAGACAGAGACCGAUUUUCAGAUGCGUUUUCAGAAAUACGAAAUACCUGUAUUGCACACUACGAGUGUACUUGUAAAGACAGUUAAAAUUCGAUUAAUUGUUGAAAUUUGAUAGUCAGCAAAAUAUAUAUAUUUUGUAAAAAGUACAAGAAAAUAUGGCUAAAAAUAUUUGAAAUUUGCAAGCUAAAUUUACUAUUAAAUCAAAAAUACCCUAAUGUGAUCAAUGUUUUUCCAAUAAAAUACUUUUUAUAUGG